ACGCAAACUUAGACGCUGUAUUUAUAAAGUGUGUAGAUCACUUUGUUGUGAAUGCUAGGUGCGUUGCUUGACUAAACAAAGGUACGUGUGCAAAAGCAGAUCUAAAAACCAAUGCACCACACCUUUGCGGUGUAAGUAUCUAUCUCGGCGCACGCAAUACGGAAUUCAAACAUAUCUUUUCACAAAGUGAGCGCCUUUAUACGUUUGACUAGAACGCGUUGUAGUGAAAUGUCAUGUUCUUUCCUACAAUGGCGACUGCUGGUGUAGUAGAAACUUAUCGCAUAAUGCAAGCUUCUUCGCUUGGUUGCAUAGUAUGCGCCACGAUCAACACUGGACUUUGUGCGUCCAGAGUGAGAUGUUUUCGGUUGCGCUCCUUCAUGUAUAGCAACAUAUUGUCGCACUAUACAAUUUGCUUAAUUUUCUUUGAAAAUCGAAAUUUGCCGUGCCGAUCACUUAUUUGUGAGGCGGUGGUCAUCACCAAUGACAACCACAGGCAAGUCCAUACCAUUGAAAUAUCCGAGCAUCCAUUUUGUUAUUGCAAACCGACCAAACCUCGCUACGAUUUUGAUCUCCUUCUGCUUGUCGCUAUACAGAGCAAGUUUGCGUCGACUCCAACUAUGAUACUGCAAUUCGAAUAUUUACUUGAUUUGGAUUCUGGUGAUGCAAAAUGCAAGCCGUCAUUGCAUAAUGUCCACUCGGCAAAACGGUAUUUGAAUAGGGCGCGUGUGUGAUGCGAAAAAAAUCAUUCUCAUCUUCCGUACUCGUCAACAUUGCCGACGCAAAAUUGAGACGGUCUCUUUAGAAAAUUCUGCACUGGGGUAACAGGCUGAGAUUUUACUCUGAGAUAGGCGCGAACUGGCUUUGCGAGUGGCAAAAAAAAUCUAAGCAUGUGUGUCCUACAUAAAGUCGGCAACGUCAAUCUAAGCGCAACAACUUAACACAAGAUGAUGAUUUUUACAAAACGAUUGAAAUCUAGAACGCACAAGUCCAAAGUUUUGCAAUACUUGUGGAAGGUACAAAUAAUCUAACAUGAUU
Molecule: messenger RNA, 1035 nt
Organism: Plasmopara halstedii
Lineage: Eukaryota; Oomycota; Peronosporomycetes; Peronosporales; Peronosporaceae
Exons: 1
Coding region: 234-731 (165 amino acids)
Source: RefSeq, a predicted model, not a curated record